AUGCUCGGAAGGCAGCUCGUCUGUUGGCACCUGCUGGCUUUGCUUUUCCUCCCUUUUUGCCUGUGUCAAGAUGAAUACAUGGAGGUGAGCGGAAGAGCUAAUAAAGUGGUGGCGAGAAUAGUGCAAAGCCAUCAGCAGACUGGCCGUAGCGGCUCCAAGAGGGAGAAAGUGAGAGAGCGGAGCCAUCCUAAAACUGGGACUGUGGAUAAUAACACUUCUACAGACCUAAAACCCCUGAGACCAGAUGAGCUACCGCACCCCGAGGUAGAUGACCUAGCCCAGAUCACCCCAUUCUGGGGCCAGUCUCCACAAACUGGAGGACUGCCCCCAGACUGCAGCAAGUGUUGUCAUGGAGACUACAGCUUUCGAGGCUACCAAGGCCCCCCUGGACCUCCUGGCCUCCCCGGCAUUCCAGGAAACCAUGGAAACAAUGGCAAUAAUGGAGCCACUGGCCACGAAGGGGCCAAAGGAGAGAAAGGAGACAAAGGUGAUCUGGGGCCACGAGGGGAGCGUGGGCAGCAUGGCCCCAAAGGAGAGAAGGGCUACCCGGGGAUCCCACCAGAACUGCAGAUUGCGUUUAUGGCUUCUCUGGCAACUCACUUCAGCAAUCAGAACAGUGGGAUUAUCUUCAGCAGUGUCGAAACCAACAUCGGAAAUUUCUUCGAUGUCAUGACCGGCAGAUUUGGGGCCCCAGUAUCAGGUGUGUAUUUCUUCACCUUCAGCAUGAUGAAGCAUGAGGACGUUGAGGAAGUGUAUGUGUACCUCAUGCACAAUGGCAACACGGUCUUCAGCAUGUACAGUUAUGAAACAAAGGGGAAAUCAGAUACAUCCAGCAACCAUGCAGUGCUGAAACUGGCCAAAGGGGAUGAGGUUUGGCUGAGAAUGGGCAAUGGCGCUCUUCACGGGGACCACCAGCGCUUCUCCACUUUUGCAGGCUUCCUGCUCUUUGAAACUAAGUAAAAGUAUGACUAGACCAGCUCCACUUUUGGGAAGACUUAUAGCUGAGCUGGUAUUGUCAUGAUGAGGGACUUUAGAUUUGAUGGUUCUACAUGUUGUAUUAAAAAAAUUUUUUUAUUGGUUACAUUGCUAAUCCUACUACAGGUACAUCAGUAAUGUGGGAUGACUCAGGAGCUCAGAAGAAGAAACCACAAAACAGUCUUCCCAAGUGACCUUGACUAAUAUACCCAGCAACCUUUAUCACUCUUUCCUAGGCACCUAAAUGAGAGUUCCCUUCUUGAUACAGGUUGGAAAUAAUUGUUCCCAUCAGAGAAGUCAUUUGCAAAGAGUAUUGGCGGCUCUAAUAGCAACAUUCAGGAACCCCUGAGGGUCUGGGUUCCUCAUUCUUCUAUUUAUUAUUAU
This is a messenger RNA of Lagenorhynchus albirostris (white-beaked dolphin), 1359 nucleotides long. RefSeq names its product C1q and TNF related 3 (gene C1QTNF3). The transcript is spliced from 6 exons. Bases 1 to 960 code for a protein of 319 amino acids. NCBI's taxonomy places the organism in Eukaryota, Metazoa, Chordata, Mammalia, Artiodactyla, Delphinidae. Gene Ontology annotation, molecular function: protein binding. The record is from RefSeq and is a predicted model, not a curated record.